GGGUGAGGGGCGGCGGGCCCGGGGCGGGCGGACGAGGCUCUGGUGCCGCGCGUUGCGGCUGGGAGCGGGUGGUGAUGCGGCCGCGUCAGGAGGGCGCGGGGAGCCGGCCCCAGCGGGCCCAGGCGGCGGGAUGGGGGAAAGCCGCCGCGGAGGAGGAGGAAGAGGCGGUGAGGGGGCGGCCGCUGCGCCGAAGCGUGCCGGCGGUCGUGGAGCAGCCCCUUGGGAGACUGAAGGCGGUGGAGAGCGACAGCUCCGGCGACAGCAGCGACGACAGUGAUGACAGCGGGGGUCCCCCGGGGGCCGAGGGCAGCGGCGCGGAGGGGGCGGCUGGCGGGAGAGAUCAGUCUCACAUGUCUUUUGAGGAACUACUGCGGGUGCAGAGUGAUACGAGAGUGUGCAAGCAGGUGACCAGUGGGAAGAAAACUGCAAAACCUACCAAAGCUACAGUGAAGCAGCAGCAAGGCAAGAAAGGGCCAUUGGAAAUGUCUGCCAAGAAGCCUGUACCUUUUCUGCGACAAGUGGUCUCUGUUACAAAGAAGGUUCACAGAGACCCUCGAUUUGAUGACCUGUCUGGAGAGUAUAAGCCUGAAAUAUUUAUGAAGACCUACAGCUUCCUGGACAGCAUCAAGAAGCAGGAGAAGGAGAUGAUUCAGAAGCAGCUGAAAAAAUGCCGGAACAUGGAGCAGAAGGAGAAACUCCAGCAGCUUCUGAACCGCAUGACACAGCAAGAACAGGCACAGAAAAAACAGCAGAAAUUGAGGGAGAGGGAGCUGUCUUUGAAGAGACAACGGAGGGAAUUGGCCAAGCAAGGAAAGAAACCCUUCUUCUUAAAGAAAUCCGAGAAGCGGAAAUUGGAGCUAGCAGAGAAGUAUGCAGAGCUGAAGAGGAGUGGAAAGCUGGAGAGCUUCCUGAACAAGAAGAGGAAGAGGAAUGCCAUCAAAGACAAGCACCGUCUGCCCUCACAGAAGAACUUGUGACUGCUGGACAGACAUACUGUUGUCUAGCACUGGGAUUCACUCUGCCCUGGCCAGGCCUGGAAGAUGGCCGUCCCUCUUCCCCAGUAUCUGCCCGUCACUGUACAGUGAUGCUGUUAGGCAGCAGAGCAGAGGCUGAACUGAAGGAAAUAGUGCUUUUUGUAGCUGAUAUGUCUUCUUUACUUGUUAUUUACACCAUGACUGGGUGGUGACAAGUCUGUCAUGCAGAUGUACGUGGUGUUGACAGCUGUCUCUGUCCUUGCCUCUGCUAAUCUCUUCCUCUAGCCAGGAGAGCAUGAGCCCUACCCCACACUGCUGGCUCUGCUCCAGGUCUUAUCAAACACCAGCUCAGGUGGGAGGUAGAGUGCCUGUGCAGAGCAGGGCUAGCACUGACUUCAGACCAGGUUGCCCAGGGCUUCUUCAGUUGCAUUUGGGAAUGUCCAAGGACAGAUGCUACCAUCUCUCUUGCCCUCUGCUGCUUCAAGUUCUCAACAUGGAACUUUUUUUUUCCUCCAGGUUUUAGUCCUGCCUGGUUUUAGUCCAUAAUCAUUGUCUUGUUCUCAGUGAAGUGCCUGGCUCUGUCUUCUCAGUAGCCUUGUCAUAGGUCAGGGGAAUGGGUGGGAAGGGGUGCUGUUAGGUCUUUCCAAAGCCUUCUGUUUCUGAGGGUGCAUAAACCCUGUUCCCUCAGCCUUUCCUUGUGGUGCUUCAGCCUCUGAUGACUUUCACAUACUCAACUGGAGUCAGCCCAGAGGACCACCAUGUCUCUUCUGGGGGUCCAGCCUGGAUGCAGUAUCUGGAUGUAGUCUCAAAGUGCUGAGUAAAGGAGAGAGGUUCACACCCCUCUGUGUGGGCUGCACCCUGGUGAUGCAGCCCCCCUUCCUCGCAGCCAGGGUAUGCUGCUGGCUGUGCUCAGGUACUGCUGCCUCUCUUCUCGGCUUCUCAAGGUGGUGUCUACAGGUACUUCUAGGAAACUGAUUCUGUAUGAAAUAAAAUACCUGUUUUCCUUUA
This is a messenger RNA of Grus americana (Whooping crane), 1982 nucleotides long. RefSeq names its product ribosomal RNA processing 36 (gene RRP36). Lineage: Eukaryota; Metazoa; Chordata; Aves; Gruiformes; Gruidae. The transcript has 7 exons. Gene Ontology annotation, cellular component: 90S preribosome; nucleolus. Gene Ontology annotation, biological process: maturation of SSU-rRNA from tricistronic rRNA transcript (SSU-rRNA, 5.8S rRNA, LSU-rRNA). Bases 75 to 977 code for a protein of 300 amino acids. The record is from RefSeq and is a predicted model, not a curated record.